ACACGCGUUUUGCAAAACUGUCUUCCUAUAUAUGUCUGUUUAUCAAAAAGUUGAAUUUUCAGCGUUAUUUACUAAUAAAACAUGCCAAAAAAUGAAAAGGAGGAGAUGAAGACGAAAACGGACAAAAAUAAGAGCGGAGACAGUGACUCUGAGGGUCGUCCAGAAAAGCCGUCGUCCAUAGCAUCCGGCCCGCCCCCGCCGGCUGCCAUAGUACCAAAGUCUGCCGAUGGACCAAGGCCACCAGGAUGGAACGGGCAGCCCAGGCGGCACGGCUCCAGCCGGUUCAACGUGCACAAUCAUAACCAGGAGCUGGUGAAACUACCACCCAUCAAAGAUGCGCCAGCCGCCGAACGCGAGCAGCUCUUCGUACAGAAGCUACGACAGUGCUGCUUGCUGUUCGACUUCGCUGAUGAACCCCUCUCAGACUUGAAGUGGAAAGAGGUGAAGCGCGCCGCUCUGCUGGAGAUGGUGGAGUAUGUCACGUCGCAGAGGGGAGUCGUCACUGAGGCGAUAUACCCCGAGGCGGUCAAUAUGUUUGCCAUAAACCUCUUCCGGACACUGCCGCCGUCGUCCAACCCCAACGGCGCAGAGUUCGACCCUGAAGAAGACGAACCCACACUCGAGGCCGCCUGGCCCCAUCUCCAGCUAGUCUACGAGUUGUUCCUGAGGCUGCUGGAGUCUCCGGACUUUCAGCCCAAUGUAGCCAAGAAGUACAUUGACCAGAAGUUUGUGUUAUCGUUGCUAGACCUGUUUGAUUCCGAGGACCCGCGCGAGAGGGACUUCCUUAAGACGACGCUGCACCGGAUAUAUGGAAAGUUCUUAGUACUGCGUGCCUACAUACGGAAACAGAUCAACAACGUAUUUUAUAGGUUUAUAUACGAGACAGAACACCAUAAUGGAAUAGCGGAAUUACUGGAGAUCCUCGGCUCCAUUAUAAACGGAUUCGCGCUGCCGUUGAAGGAGGAACACAAAAUGUUCUUACUCAGGGUGCUGCUACCUCUACACAAGGCGAAGUCUCUGUCUGUGUACCAUCCCCAGCUAGCUUACUGCGUAGUACAAUUCUUAGAGAAGGACCCCUCCUUAACACAACCCGUAGUUAGGGCAUUAUUAAAAUACUGGCCAAAGACGCACUCGCCCAAGGAGGUGAUGUUCCUCAACGAGAUGGAAGAGAUCCUGGACGUGAUCGAGCCCGCCGAGUUCCAGAAGAUCAUGGACCCGCUCUUCAGGCAGCUCGCUAAGUGCGUCUCCAGCCCGCACUUCCAAGUGGCCGAGCGCGCCCUCUAUUAUUGGAACAACGAGUACAUAAUGUCCCUAAUAUCGGACAACGCUCACCACAUCCUGCCCAUCAUGUUCCCAUCGCUGUACCGCAAUACCAAGAGCCACUGGAACAAGACCAUCCACGGGCUGGUCUACAACGCGCUCAAGCUCUUCAUGGAGAUGAACCAGAAGCUCUUCGACGAGUGCACGCAGCAGUACAAACAGGAGAAGCACAAAGAGCGUGAGCGCCUCCUACAAAGGGAAGAGCUAUGGCAGCGGCUGGAAGCCAAGGCGGCCAAGGCGCCGCCGCCCGCGCCGCGCCGCGACGACAACAUACAGUUCGUCGACGACGCGCCCGACCUCAGCUAUACCAGGAUCGAGAGAGAAGCCACGCAGGCUCGCAAGCAAGGUCUAACCUCAGCCAAGCCGGCGCCCCUGCUCCGCAAGAAGUCGGAGCUGCCCGCCGACUCCAGCACCGUGGCCGCGCUCAUCCAGCACCAGCGCGCCGACCAGUACCUCAGCACGCCGCCCGACCCCGACCAGUGCUAGC
Molecule: messenger RNA, 1807 nt
Organism: Cydia amplana
Lineage: Eukaryota; Metazoa; Arthropoda; Insecta; Lepidoptera; Tortricidae
Product: serine/threonine-protein phosphatase 2A 56 kDa regulatory subunit delta isoform-like
Exons: 12
Coding region: 82-1806 (574 amino acids)
Biological process (GO): signal transduction; protein dephosphorylation
Cellular component (GO): nucleus; cytosol; protein phosphatase type 2A complex
Molecular function (GO): protein phosphatase activator activity
Source: RefSeq, a predicted model, not a curated record